Messenger RNA from Rana temporaria (common frog), 1738 nucleotides. It is a transcript of the gene BZW2, whose product is annotated as basic leucine zipper and W2 domains 2. Gene Ontology annotation, molecular function: protein binding. The coding region runs from base 117 to 1376 and encodes 419 amino acids. Gene Ontology annotation, cellular component: membrane; cytoplasm. The transcript is spliced from 12 exons. The record is from RefSeq and is a predicted model, not a curated record. NCBI's taxonomy places the organism in Eukaryota, Metazoa, Chordata, Amphibia, Anura, Ranidae.
AGCUGUGCGCACUGCUGCUUCUAGCAGAGAGAGUCAGUCCGAGCGGCGGCUGUCCUUCCCAGGUGUUUCCAUUGUGUGCCCGAGAGCGAGCCGAGCCCGACAGACACAGAUAUUUUAUGAAUAAGCAUCAGAAGCCAGUGCUAACGGGCCAGAGGUUUAAAACCAGAAAGAGGGAUGAAAAAGAGAAAUUUGAACCUACAGUGUUUCGGGAUACGAUCAUCCAAGGCCUCAAUGAAGCUGGCGCUGACUUGGAGGCAGUAGCGAAAUUUCUUGACACAACAGGCUCCAGAUUAGAUUACCGCCGCUAUGCUGACACGCUGUUUGACAUUCUCAUAGCCGGGAGCAUGCUAGCUCCUGGCGGCACUCGCAUAGACGAUGGAGACAAAACCAAGGUGGCCAAUCACUGCGUCUUUGGAGCCAAUGAGGAUUAUGAGACUAUGCGUAAUUAUGCCCAGGUCUUCAGCAAACUGAUCAGGAGAUAUAAAUACCUGGAAAAAGCUUUUGAAGACGAAAUUAAGAAGCUUCUACUGUUUCUCAAGGCAUUUUCGGACAGUGAACAGACCAAGCUAGCUGUGCUGACUGGCAUAUUAUUGGCUGGUGGAACCCUCCCAGCCACUAUUCUCACAAGUCUCUUUUCCGAGAAUAUCGUCAAAGAAGGCAUUUCCGCCUCUUUUGCCGUAAAACUUUUUAAAGCAUGGAUGUCCGAGAAAGAUGCCAACUCUGUGACGUCAUCUUUACGGAAAGCCAAUCUGGACAAGCGGUUACUGGAACUGUUUCCAGCCAAUCGGCAGACAGUGGAGCAUUUUGCAAAGUAUUUCACUGACGCCGACCUCAAGGAGCUCUCCGACUUUCUGAGAGUCCAGCAGUCUCUUGGAACCCGCAAAGAGCUCCAGAAAGAACUGCAGGAGCGAUUAUCUCAAGAAUGUCCAAUCAAAGAGAUGGUGCUCUACUUAAAAGAAGAAAUGAAACGGAACGAAUUAGCCGAACACGCAGUGAUCGGGCUCCUGUGGACCUGCAUAAUGAAUGCCGUAGAGUGGAACAAGAAAGAAGAGCUGGUUGCAGAGCAGGCUUUGAAGCAUUUGAAGCAAUACGCACCCCUGCUGGCCGUUUUCAGCACACAAGGCCAGUCAGAGCUCGUGCUUCUUCAGAAGGUCCAGGAAUACUGCUAUGACAACAUCCACUUCAUGAAAGCCUUUCAGAAGAUUGUUGUUCUCUUUUACAAAGCCGAUGUUCUGGGGGAAGAAGCCAUAUUGAAGUGGUACAAGGAGGCGCACCUGGCCAAGGGGAAAAGUAUCUUUCUUGACCAGAUGAAGAAGUUUGUGGAGUGGCUGCAAAACGCAGAGGAAGAAUCGGAAUCUGAAGGGGAAGAGAACUGAGAAGUCGGGUUUGUAGCGGACGUCUCCUCGGGGAAAUGCCAUUCCGGGGACUCGCGGCUUUCUACAUAGAAUCUAUCAGAACCGUCAUCCGCUAGCAGCUCCCUUUGUGUGUAGGAAGAGCACUCCGGCCGUUAGGUUCUACAGGCGGAACUCUACCUCCAGUCUGUCUCUGAUUUACGGCAAAGCCAUUUAAUCAGGAGCCGACCAAUCAGGAAAAGACGCAGGCUCCUCUAUGGACUCCUAUUUAUUAGUCCUAUGUACAGAACUUUAGAUUGUGAUUUUUAGCUCUAUAGACGCUUGUGGAUGUGAUACAUGAAAUAAUGUUGUUUUUUUUUCCUUUGGAAUAAAUGCUUUUUAUCUUA